Messenger RNA from Carassius gibelio (silver crucian carp), 2098 nucleotides. It is a transcript of the gene wdr5, whose product is annotated as WD repeat domain 5. The transcript is spliced from 14 exons. The record is from RefSeq and is a predicted model, not a curated record. The coding region runs from base 331 to 1335 and encodes 334 amino acids. Lineage: Eukaryota; Metazoa; Chordata; Actinopteri; Cypriniformes; Cyprinidae. Gene Ontology annotation, molecular function: histone binding. Gene Ontology annotation, cellular component: Set1C/COMPASS complex.
UCUUGUGCCGCCGUUGAUAUUUGCGCAUGCGCAGUAGCUGUUACUGCCACAUUACCGCCUGAGCCUGUGGUGGAGAGGCGCUCGUCCAGCGUCGUAUUCAGAACGAUCACUAACUCAUUGCAUGAUCAAAACGGCCCGUCGUGCAAUUCAUGAACAAAUCUUUAUCCAAAGCCAGUAGUGGAGUCACCUCACAAGCCAAGAACAGCUUUUAUCAACACCUCAGCAGCCGCCGACUAACAUCUUACAACUACUCAUCAGUGCUUCUCUUUUGGACUGUCGGGUUGACGUCGAACUUGCUUCUGUAAACCCAUUUUCUUCAACUUGGUCGUCAUGGCAACUGAGGAGAAGAAACCAGACACAGAGGCUACUAAAACACAGCCGGCAUCAUCUGCCUCCGCCAGCCAGAGCAAGUCAGCACCUGUGAAGCCAAACUAUACCUUAAAAUUCACAUUGGCUGGCCAUACAAAAGCAGUCUCUUCUGUCAAGUUCAGUCCAAGUGGGGAGUGGCUCGCGAGCUCAUCCGCUGACAAGCUGAUCAAAAUAUGGGGUGCAUAUGAUGGCAAGUUUGAAAAGACGAUAUCUGGACACAAACUGGGCAUCUCGGAUGUGGCCUGGUCCUCUGACUCAAACCUCCUGGUCUCAGCUUCCGAUGACAAGACACUGAAAAUUUGGGAUGUGAGCUCUGGGAAGUGUUUAAAGACACUGAAAGGUCACAGCAACUAUGUAUUUUGCUGUAACUUCAACCCCCAGUCCAACCUCAUCGUAUCUGGAUCUUUUGACGAGAGCGUGAGGAUUUGGGAUGUUAAAACGGGAAAAUGUCUGAAGACACUGCCAGCGCACUCAGACCCUGUCUCUGCGGUACAUUUCAACAGAGACGGCUCAUUGAUUGUUUCCAGCAGUUAUGAUGGACUUUGCCGUAUAUGGGACACAGCAUCGGGGCAGUGCCUUAAAACACUCAUCGAUGAUGACAACCCACCAGUCUCAUUUGUGAAGUUCUCCCCCAAUGGCAAAUACAUCCUGGCUGCGACUCUGGAUAACACUUUGAAGCUUUGGGACUACAGCAAAGGAAAGUGUUUGAAAACAUAUACCGGUCAUAAAAAUGAGAAGUACUGCAUAUUUGCUAAUUUCUCUGUUACUGGUGGAAAGUGGAUUGUCUCCGGCUCAGAGGACAACAUGGUGUAUAUUUGGAACCUUCAGACCAAGGAGAUCGUACAGAAACUACAGGGGCACACAGAUGUGGUGAUCUCAACCGCAUGUCACCCCACAGAAAACAUCAUCGCAUCAGCAGCACUAGAAAAUGACAAAACCAUCAAACUUUGGAAGAGCGACUGCUAAGCCUCAAGCUUAUUUUACUUAAUUAUUUUGUGAAUUUUUUUUUUUUUUUUUAAUUUUCUACUUUUCAUUUUGUUGGGGGGGGGGGUUGUCUUUCAUUUGAAAGGUCACACUUGAGCAUUCACACUGACAUCAAGGCUCAGCAAGGGACUGGCUAAAGUGCACUAGCCCAACAUACAGUAGCUUCUAAUAACAGCACAUCCCUCUCUCUGCUCAUGUGAACUAAAGCCGUCACUUUCUCUCUGCCUUUCCGCCAGCUCUCAUUCAUCAGUUUAAGCAUCCUGCAAAACUUUUAACCAGUCUGUAAAUUAGGCAGCUUUGUUUGAACUUCACAGACGUAUUAGGACAAAGAGAGUGUUCCUGUCUUUGUUUAGUUUUUUUUUCCUGUAAGUUUUGUAGAAUGACAUCUAUCUGUCUAUCUGUGGUUUGCACACUUCCUGAUGCCAGCAGAAUGCCUUGGGCACAUUUUAAGUGGCCAUUUUAACAAAUGUUUGGAGUAUUACAAUUUCUCUGCCUGUGUUUGUGGCAUUUAUAUGAGCAGUUUGCAGCUUCACUCCAUUAUUUGGCAGAAAAGAGGUUUCACAAACUUCUCAGAGUUUCACAAACGCCUCAAAGACUUACCAAUGUCAAAUCAAACCUCUGUGUAUGAAAUGUGUUUUCUGGCAGAAGGGUGUUUUGAACAUCCACUUCAUGUUUAUUUCUGUACAGUAAAAAAAAUGCAACUGUUGUAUCAGCAAUUAAAACAAUUCAUUGUGUUAGUUGCUAA